AUGCGCUGCCCCAUAUUGUUGCGGCGAAUCCUCGACAGGAACGUGUCGACGGCCGCGACGCUGCUGAGCCUGAAGCCGUUGGCAUGCGGGAGGAACGCGCUGUGCGCCGUGGGGCGCGAGUACCUGGCGGCGGCGCAGAGGUCCAAGGGGGUGCUGCGGUUCUGGUCAUGGGACAAGGGUGCGUGGGUGCAUGACUCGUUUGCACCAGAGCCCAUGCAUGCACUCAUCGCAACUCUGGACGGAGUGUACAUUGUUGGCGGUGCCAAAUCUGGGUCUCUCUACGUUUGGGAAGCGACGACAGGGAGGCUGCUGAGAAGCUGGCCUGCUCACUACAAGGCAGUGACAUCAUUGUCGCUGGUCACCAGUGGCAGCAUGCUGAUAAGUGGCUCUGAGGAUGCGACCAUCAACGUUUGGAUCCUUGCGGAUGUGCUGGACGGAUGCUGGGAGGAAGGAGCAGCAUGGACAAAGCCGAUGCCAUUUCAUUCAUGGUCUGAGCACACCCUUCCCGUCACGGACCUCUGUGUGGGCUUGGGCGAGUCCAACGCCAUCGUGGCGUCCUCCUCCCUGGACUGCAGCUGCAAGAUCUGGAGUCUGGGCUGCGGCAGCCUGCUGCAUACGGCCCGCCUGCCCUGCGCUGCCCUGUGCGUGCUCCUGGACCAAGGAGAGCACAGCCUCUUCGCGGGGGGCAAGGACGGGCGGAUCUUUGAGGUGUCGCUGGUGGGGCAGCGGGAAGGCAUGGGCGAUCGCGACUGGUCAGCCAUGACGGGCCACUCGCGAGGCGUGACUUGCCUGGGCAUCAGCGGCGACGGCGCUCGGCUGCUGUCAGGAUCGGAGGAUGGAACGGUACGUUUCUGGGACCUGGCGACGCAUCAGUGCGUGAAGGUGCUGAGCAGCCCCGGCAAGGCGCCCGUGUCCUGCCUGCUGGUCGCGCACGACCCCCCCAUGUCGGACUUGGGCGCAAAGUCCAGGGUGGCCGGGCGGGAGGGCGCCCAGCCCCUGGCGCGGCUGUCGAAGUUCGCAGGUCCCGUCGGCGGCUCCGGCCCCCGCAUGCUGGUCGAUGGCAGCGCCCAGUACACCGCCAUCGCUCGGCGCAACGGUCUGAUGGCCCCGGCCGCGUGUUCCGGAGGCGAGGGGGACGACUCCAGACUUGCGGCGCUGGCCGAGGCCUCAAGGGCCGAAACGGGGGCGGUGCGGGAGCUGACAGAUGCUCGGCAGGCGGUGCAGCGGCUGUGGCAGUCGCACUCCAGACUGCUGGACUUCUGCACGGCGAAAGUUCUGGAGGAGGGGUGGCGAGAGGGGGGCGGGGGGCGGGG
This is a messenger RNA of Ostreobium quekettii, 1313 nucleotides long. Lineage: Eukaryota; Viridiplantae; Chlorophyta; Ulvophyceae; Bryopsidales; Ostreobiaceae. The record is from the annotation of a GenBank genome assembly.